ACGAUUGAAUUGUUUUAAAAUCCGAGCCAAGAACGGUAGAAGACGACGACCGACUUCAAUUCUGCACCAUGUCUCGAAAGCCUUGCCUUUUCUCUGUAUUCUUCUUCUUCUUCUUCUUCCUCGGGGCCUCUGAGCUGACGAGGCCAGCCAAGAAGAACGAGACGGAGUUCGAGUUCAUCCGUUCGCGUUGCAACGCCACGCGGUACCCCAGCCUCUGCUACGCCUCGCUCUCGGGCUACUCUAGCACCGUCCAGCAGAACCCAGCCCAGCUCGCCCGCCUCUCCGCCAACGUCACCCUCUCCCGCAUCGCCGUCCUUAUGGUCCGCGUCGCCUCCCUCAGCCGGGCCUGCCGCCCUCGCAACGCAUCCGCGGCCGCCUGUCCCGAGGCCGCGGCACUGAGGGACUGCGCGGAAACCCUUGGAUACGCGUCCGACCUGACGAGGAAGACUGAAGGCGAGCUUAGCGGGCUGGUGGAGGGGCCGGCGGCGAGGCCGGCGGAUGCGUCUUGGCGGGUGUCGAACGCCCAGACAUGGUUGAGCGCCGUGCUCACCGACGAGGAGACGUGCGCCGAUGGAUUCGAGGAGGUGGCGUCCGGGAGCCUCGCAAAGGCUGACGUGAGCUGGCGGCUAUGGCGCCUGAAGCAGUACACCAUCAACGCACUUGCCUUGGUCAACAACCUCGCCGGCACUCUGUGAUUUAUGCAUCUAUCUCUCUCUCUGUUCUUGUAUGCACGUACUUGGUGAUUAGUUAAUUAAUUACCAAUUACUGAUAAACUAACUAGUCAUGUUGGAGUUUAUUAGAGAGUCCUUUAAUUUAUUGCUUCUAUGAGUAUUGUGGUACUUUUAAAAUUAUAUAUAGAAGCCAACAAAAAAAAAAGUUAUAAAGAUAGUUGUCAUUGUAUAUAUUAACUAAUUAAUUCUAAUACAAACUCUGUUUAUAGUUGA
Messenger RNA from Zingiber officinale, 944 nucleotides. Its product is annotated as pectinesterase inhibitor 9-like. Gene Ontology annotation, biological process: negative regulation of catalytic activity. The record is from RefSeq and is a predicted model, not a curated record. The transcript has a single exon. NCBI's taxonomy places the organism in Eukaryota, Viridiplantae, Streptophyta, Magnoliopsida, Zingiberales, Zingiberaceae. Bases 69 to 695 code for a protein of 208 amino acids. Gene Ontology annotation, molecular function: enzyme inhibitor activity.